Messenger RNA from Penaeus vannamei (Pacific white shrimp), 2041 nucleotides. The record is from RefSeq and is a predicted model, not a curated record. Lineage: Eukaryota; Metazoa; Arthropoda; Malacostraca; Decapoda; Penaeidae.
UGUUAGAUUAGGUGGUUCGACAACAUCAUGAAGAUCGCCGGGAUGGUGACGUUGGCGUUUCUUGCUUUAAUCUGUACAUUGGAAAAGGCACAAUGUAAUCUGCAAUUUCAUCCUUCUAGAACAGUCCUUCAGGAGAGAUGGCUAUCGCGUGCUGCUUCUCAGUUUUGGGAUUUUUACCUACCGACGAGGGUAGAGCCCAACAUCUCUUGCGGGCUUGCUCUCCAGGACAUGGCUGUUUCGCUUGCAGACGAGCGCAGCAUCUGGGCUGCUAGAAUGGUGGACUCAUGGGGUAAGAGUGAUGACGGCAUCAUAUAUGGGAGAUUUUACUAUGAAGGAUCCUAUGACGAAUGCAUGUCGGUCGCUUCCCCUGAACAGGACAUCCGUGGGAAAUACUGUCGUAUAAUGAUAAGGCAAGAUAUUCUACUGUUCAAUUAUUCACCUUUUCGAAAAGUAAAAGAAAAAUCCAGCUCAGAGCCGAGGUCACCGAUGCUAUUGCCACCUUGGUUUGUUCAUCGGCCCGAAAUGCGUUUAAUUCCGGGUGCGGUUGAGGGACUCGAGGAAGAACAAGAAUUCAGCUAUAGCACUUGCAUACCAAGCAUUUGCUCUCACCAGGACCUUUGGGAAAGUUUGAACGUGACGUAUUCAGUACUCAAUAGCACGAUAGUGGACUUGCAUUGCAAAGACAUGAAUUCACCCGAAGCAUUCAACGCGGGAGAUUACGCCUUCAUAUUGCUUCCCCCAAUCUUGGUUGUGUCUGGCCUAUUUGGGACUGUCACCAGAUUCUUCGAAACAGGUCCUUUCUUCAGUUACUGGGAGACUUACGUGUAUCCAUCUUGCCGCGAUUACUUUUGGAAAGACAUUUUGAUGCUGAACAACUUCAACUUGGAAGACCGCAUUGGCUCUUGUCUAGGACAAUGUUGGUACGUCUCUGUGGACACCCAGCUUUAUCUGGUUGCACCUUUGUUCAUCCUGCCAUUGGUGUAUAAAGAGAAAUUAGGAAAAAUGUGGCUUUAUUUCGUGACUUUGAUGUCGGUUAUGAUCCCGGCCCUGAUUAUCUAUGUCAACGACCUUCCACCUUCUAAUGUCAUGGUUGGCGAAAAAGGAGGAGAGUAUUUUGAGAAAGUGUAUUUGAAGCCGUGGACUCGUGCUGGGCCGUGGGUGAUGGGGAUAUGGCUGGGUUAUGUUUUUCACAAGCAAGGCAAGGAGAGAUUCAUUCUUAAACAGUGGCAGGUUGUGGUUGGCUGGAGCUUUUCUACGAUCGCAGCUCUACUCAUUCAGUUUGGAAUGUAUAGUUAUAACACUAUUCCUGCUAAAGCAAUGUAUGAGAUCAUGACUCAAGUUACGUAUGGCGGCUUACAAAGAAGUGUAUGGGCGGCAUGUCUGGCUUGGAUAGUCUUUGCCUGCCACAACGGCUAUGGAGGAUUUGUGGAUAGAAUUCUCUCGCACCCAGUUUGGCAGCCCUUGGGCCGCAUCACCUACAGCCUUUACCUUGUUGCUCUUCCCAUGCAGAGCGCUAUUACGUUUACUGCCAGGACGCACUUCGUUUUUACUUAUAUUGCUAAGAUUUUUGAGACUACAGGAGCGUUGUUCAUAUCAGGUGUUGUAGCUGUGUUAGUCUCACUGUCAGCGGAGUCCCCUAUCCUCGGCCUGGAGAAAUUGCUAUUAAGGCGGCCUGCUCGACGUGUCGAUCGGACGGUUACCAAGACGACAGACAAACUUUUGCCAGAAGACCAGAUUGACACUAUGGGCAAGAUGGAUUGGAGUGGAAAUGGUACUGAAAUGGAAAUUGAAGGAAAUGACAACAAAGUCUUUGGCAUUGAGGUGAAUGAUACUAAAUUGUAGUUCUAGUUAUUUGGAUUGGAAAUUAAAACGAGUGAAAGAGAACAAUAUUGUACCCCCCCCCCUCCUCUUUUAUUUAACGAGGUAUUAAAUGACAUCGAAGUAUCAUAUAUGCAGAUGCAUUAACUUCAAAUGAGCAAUGUUCGUUCUGAACAAAAUUCCUGUCUGGAGUGGUGUGAAUAAAGUUUCAGCAAUUGGCAAA